Molecule: messenger RNA, 3029 nt
Organism: Clunio marinus
Lineage: Eukaryota; Metazoa; Arthropoda; Insecta; Diptera; Chironomidae
Source: the annotation of a GenBank genome assembly
ACACUAAUGCAUGUUAAAGUAUGGAUGCGUUGAGAAGUUCUUAAAAUUUUGGCAAUUGGAUCAAGUUUUCUUCUAAAACAUUAAUUUAGUCCACUUUUAUUUCAUACAUCUAAAUAAACUGUUUGUUCAUUAAUUUGAGUUAAUCAAAAACAUCAAUUUAAGAUGGUUUAUUGUAAAAUAAAUCUAGAAAAUAAUGUAAAUGCCGUUUAUAAGCCUGGUGAUAGAUUAAAAGGAACAAUUGAAUUAUUUCUUCAACAACCCAUAAAGAUCAGAGGAUUUUACUUUGUGUUGCUUGGAAGAGCCAAAUGUCAUUGGACUGAAGGACGUGAUCAUUUUAAAGGAGAAAAUUUUUACUUGAAUUCAAAAACUUAUUUGUUUGGUGGUCCAAACGCCGAAGCUAGAGAAGUUGAUAAGGGAACUCAUCGGUUUGGGUUUAGUCGUGAACUUCCAUCUCUGAUUCCUGGAAGUUUUGAAAGCCCCAUUGGCUACAUAAAAUAUCAUAUUGAAGCAUUUCUUGAUGUUCCUUCGGAUAUUAAUGAAAAAUUUCUGUCGCCGUUCAAAGUUGUUCGAAAUGAUAAUCUAAACAAUGAUCCAAGUUUAAGUCGUGAAGAAACCAAAUGGUUUGAACUUAGUUGUGUGGGAUCAGAACCACUCCUGAUAGAUUUAAGUUUGCCUCAGAGUGGUUACAUACCAGGAGAAGAAAUUACUUUAACAGUAAAAAUUGAUAAUCAAAGUAAUUAUCUUAUGACACGCUGCAUUCUUUAUCUCAAAAAGAUCAUCAAAUACAAAAGUGAUCGUAAAACAAAAAAAAUUGAAAUUUUAUUAACAUCAAAGGAAAGCUCUAAAGGUGUGCCACCGAAAUCUUCAGUGGAACUCAUAGAAUCAGUGAUAGUUCCAGAAGGUGUAGAGUUUUCAAACUCAAAAUAUUGCGACGUUAUUCAAAUCAGUUACCUUUUAACUUUUGAAGUGAUAUCUCCAUCCGUAUCUGGCGACAUCAAAAUUACAUUUCCGUUAACUAUUGGUGCAAUACCUCUGGCAAUUGGAACAUUUCAGCCACUGCGUACCCGACAUUCUCAACCAUCUGUUCCAAGAUUAGCAACGAUACAAAGAAAUAAUCAAAAUUCAGUUGCUGCAGCUAAUCGUUAUGAGGAUCCUCCUCCAUCUUUCGAAGAAGCUAUCAGGAACUGUCCACGUUCUUCGGCUCCAUUAUAUUAUGAAGAAGAUUUUAGUUAAAUGAUGAUUUUAAUUGAGAGAAGUUUCCAACAACUUCGAGACUAUCAAACAUUUCUAAAGAAACCACAUCGCCUUUGUAUUCUCAUCCAAAGUCAACGAUCCUUCCUAAACUGAUUGUUCUUCAUAAAACACCAUCAAAACAAAGUAAACUAUUUGAACCUCCAAUCAAGAAAGUAAAGACAAGGGAAGAUGAUGAUUUUGAGCUUUCGCAGGAAGAUUUAAAUGCCAUUGAUAGUUUAUCUUAAGUUCUUUUAUUCAUCAUUUAAAAUAUGGUAAAUUUUAAAAGUUCCAUUGUAAAUGCCAGUAACGAGCCAUGAUCUGUAAAGAAGUAAAAAUAUAUUUGAUAUUACUGAUUAAAAUAAGAAUUUUAAUUGUCUUACUCAUUUCUUGAUAACUCAACAACAUUUCCACAUCCAUCAAGUUUUCCUUCAAUCACAGUUUCGCGAAUGUUACUGCUUGUUCUAAAGACUUCCAAUGUUCCGUUAUCCAGAGGGCAAAAUAUAUGUUCCAUGUUAUUCAGACAAGAAAUUUUCUUCUUCAUUGGCAGUGGCAACUUUACAACCAAUUUCGGUUUCAUGAAAGUUUCAGCCACUUCAUGAAAGAAAAUUUCACCCGAUAAAUCACAAGAAAUUAUGUAAGAUUUUCCACUAUGAGAACUGCUAAUGAGUGAUGAGAUAGAAAAUUUGUGAGAAUUCAAUUCACGAAUUAUUGGAUUAAAUUCUCCUUCUUGAUGCAUUAAUUGAUUCGAUGAGCAAUACAACAAAGUUCCAUUGAGAAGUCCAACAAUAAAAUCGUCAUCAGCUCCAGGAACUGAGGCUAUGCAAGUUAUGAGAGGAUCUCGAGUAUUUCUUGGCUUAAUCCUCAUAAUUUUAUCCACAGUUGUAUUUUGUUUGCUGACAAUUUUGUAGAUUAAAAUUUUUCCAUCAUUUUGACAACAAAGAAUUUUAUUGUCGUUCAUAAAAGUUAAAGCUACGAGUGUAUCUUCCGAAGAUUUAGAAAACAAUUCCGCAACUCUUGAUUCACUUUCUUUACUCGGUAUAUUUUGAUAGUUCCAAACAUACAAAUCUCCAGAAGUUGAACCUCCCGCAAACAUAUCACGAUUUUGAGGGUUCGUUACAAGAAAUUCUAUCGGUUCUUUAACUGGAAUUGAUGUAAGCUCUUGCCAAUAUAUUUUUGCAUCACUUUUACUUCUCUUAGGCUCAAAAAUUAAAACAAAUGACUUCAUUUGAUCAUCAAUAUAGACAGAAUACGAUAAAGCAAGAACUGGCGAAUCUAAAGUUGAAACUGAAAGCCAAGUUGCAGUUCCUUUGAUGAGACUAUCACUUUGAUUUCCUUCAUGAUUGAGAUAUUUUUUUAACUCAAUAUCCUGAUAUUCUUCUAUCUUUAUAGGCGAUACAUCAGUGUUGGAAUUAUUGUUGUAAACUGGUGUUGGACCUUCUUCCAAUUCCUUUUCAAGUGCCGGCAAAAUUUUCUUCAACCAUGCCGCAAGUUUUCUAUCUGUCUCCUCAUUUGAAUUACUUAUUAUUGUUGGAGUUGCUUGAAUACCAACAUCUUUUGAUUCAACUGUACUCAAAGACUGAUCCGAAACUUCUAAUCGACUUUCCAUUGCUUCUGUCCCAGCAUCUUUAACAAGUACCUGUUUAUCUUGAUCCCAUGUGGAAUCAAAACCAACGACUUCAGAUGAAUAGUCAGAUAAAUUCAUUCUAAUAAGAUUUUUGUUCAAAAAUUAUAUUUCCUUAGUUACGGUUUGUUUACAUUUUUCUGAUCACUCAUUGUUGAACGCACUCGAAAAAAUC